Molecule: messenger RNA, 435 nt
Organism: Nestor notabilis (Kea)
Lineage: Eukaryota; Metazoa; Chordata; Aves; Psittaciformes; Psittacidae
Gene: PHETA1
Product: family with sequence similarity 109, member A
Exons: 2
Source: RefSeq, a predicted model, not a curated record
AUGAAGCUGAACGAGCGGAGCUUGGCCUUUUAUGCUACCUGUGACUCCCCGGCUGACAAUCUGGAGAAGCAGCUGGAGGAGAGGCGCUAUGGGACGGCCGGUGGGUGCGCUGGGGGAUGCCAGGGGUCUCCCGGCUCCUGGAAGCUGAAGCCCUCGGAGCUGGAGAGCUCCCUGGAGCGGCUGCCAGCUCUGCCCGCUGUCUUGCCAAAGGAGAAUGGCUGUGCGGUGUGGAACAACGCAUCAGGAGCGGACCAGCCAUCUGAAGCUUCGGGUUGUGGUGGGGAUGCUGGUGAUGGGAACCCGCAGCCACCACCGGUGCCACCACGCAGGCGGGCAUCAAGCACUGAGGUGGGCAGCGCUGUGGUGGAGAGCCCGUCCUCCUUCUGCCGCCUUCACGAGUGGUACGGCCGGGAGGUGGCCCAGCUGCGGCGGGAC